Molecule: messenger RNA, 3878 nt
Organism: Trichechus manatus latirostris (Florida manatee)
Lineage: Eukaryota; Metazoa; Chordata; Mammalia; Sirenia; Trichechidae
Gene: ENOX2
Product: ecto-NOX disulfide-thiol exchanger 2
Exons: 14
Coding region: 690-2426 (578 amino acids)
Biological process (GO): ultradian rhythm
Cellular component (GO): external side of plasma membrane; plasma membrane
Molecular function (GO): oxidoreductase activity; RNA binding
Source: RefSeq, a predicted model, not a curated record
AGAGGGUUUUGUAUUACUAAAAGAAUAUAGUUGGAGAGGUGACACCACCUUACUGUCCUCAUUUCAAAAGAAAUAAGGAAACAUUUUAAAUAAUUAAUUCCACCGUAAGAUGAGUGUUAUCGCAAAAUGUGUGUAUAUGUUGUCUUCGAGAGCAAAUAACUUUGACAGUAAAUGACUAGGUAAUCAGUGAAGUAUAAGCAACACUAAAAUAAACAGAUGGCAUGAUUUGGUAGUUUUGGAAUGAUAUCAAGUUAAAGUGGAUGAUCAGUUCCAAAUCUUUUAUUCUUUGGGUGCUAAUGAACUCUUGUUCCCAAGUGCUAUAUCUUCCAUCAGAUUACCUAGAAGGCACUCAUUCACAACCACUCUACAACCUCUGACCACUUGAGGAGUUGUCACGCAAGCAGAGUAGCAGAACCAGCAUGGCAGGACAUGCUCUUCAAACUUCGUGAGCUCUAUUCAAUGGUACUGCCUCAAAGAUAUGAAAUUGCAUCAGGAGUAUAAUUUUCAUUUUUUACUGCCAACUGCGGAAGCCCUUGGAUGGUUUUUCUUGGUUUGCAUGCAUGAGUAGUUUGGAUGGAAGCUGCUGAAGUAAUCAUAUUCAAGUAGACUAUGAGAAGAACAGGAAACCUUUAAUCAUCCCAAGCUCCUGUGCUGAUAAUAGUAGAACUCUGAAUGUGGACUCUACUGCAAUGACACUUCCUAUGUCUGAUCCAACUGCAUGGGCCACAGCAAUGAAUAAUCUUGGAAUGACACCGAUGGGAAUUGCUGGACAACCAAUUUUACCUGACUUCGAUCCUGCUCUCGGAAUGAUGACUGGAAUUCCACCCAUAACUCCAAUGAUGCCUGGUUUGGGAAUAGUACCUCCACCAAUUCCACCAGAUAUGCCAGUAGUGAAGGAGAUCAUACACUGUAAAAGCUGCACGCUCUUCCCUCCAAAUCCAAAUCUUCCACCUCCUGCAACCCGAGAAAGACCACCAGGAUGCAAAACAGUAUUUGUGGGUGGCCUGCCUGAAAAUGGGACAGAGCAGAUCAUCGUGGAAGUAUUCGAACAGUGUGGAGAGAUCAUUGCUAUUCGGAAGAGCAAAAAGAACUUUUGCCACAUUCGCUUUGCUGAGGAGUAUAUGGUGGACAAAGCCCUUUAUCUGUCUGGUUACCGCAUUCGCCUGGGCUCUAGCACUGACAAAAAGGACACAGGCCGGCUCCACGUUGACUUUGCACAGGCUCGAGAUGACCUGUAUGAGUGGGAAUGUAAACAGCGCAUGCUAGCAAGAGAGGAGCGCCACCGCAGAAGGCUGGAAGAAGAAAGAUUGCGCCCACCAUCCCCACCCCCUGUGGUCCACUAUUCAGAUCACGAAUGCAGCGUUGUUGCUGAAAAACUGAAAGAUGAUUCCAAAUUCUCGGAAGCCGUGCAGACCUUGCUUACCUGGAUUGAGCGAGGUGAGGUGAACCGUCGCAGUGCCAACAACUUCUACUCCAUGAUCCAGUCCGCCAAUAGCCACAUCCGCCGCUUGGUGAAUGAGAAAGCUACGCAUGAGAAAGACAUGGAAGAAGCAAAAGAGAAGUUCAAACAGGCCCUUUCUGGAAUUCUCAUUCAAUUUGAGCAGAUCGUGGCUGUGUACCAUUCCGCCUCCAAACAAAAGGCCUGGGACCACUUCACAAAAGCUCAGCGUAAAAACAUCAGCGUUUGGUGCAAACAAGCUGAGGAAAUUCGCAACAUUCACAAUGAUGAACUAAUGGGAAUCAGGCGAGAAGAAGAAAUGGAAAUGUCUGAUGAUGAAAUAGAAGAAACAAAAGAAACUGAGGAAUCAGCUUUAGUAUCACAGGCAGAAGCUCUGAAGGAAGAAAAUGACAGCCUCCGCUGGCAGCUUGAUGCCUAUCGGAACGAGGUAGAACUGCUCAAGCAAGAACAAGGCAAAGCCCACAGAGAAGAUGACCCAAACAAGGAACAGCAGCUGAAACUCCUGCAACAAGCCCUGCAAGGAAUGCAGCAGCAUCUACUCAAAGUCCAAGAUGAAUACAAAAAGAAAGAAGCUGAACUUGAAAAAGUGAAAGAUGACAAGUUGCAGGCCGAAAAAAUGUUGGAAAAUCUCAAAGAAAAGGAAAGCAGUGCUUCUAGACUGUGUACCUCAAGCCAGGAUAGUGACUACCCUCUUGAGAAGACCCUGAACAGCAGUCCUAUCAAAUCUGAACGUGAAGCACUGCUAGUGGGGAUUAUCUCCACAUUCCUUCAUGUUCACCCAUUUGGAGCGAGUAUUGAAUACAUCUGUUCCUACUUGCACCGUCUUGAUAAUAAGAUCUGCACCAGUGACGUGGAAUGUCUCAUGGGUAGACUCCAGCAUACCUUCAAGCAAGAAAUGACUGGAGUUGGAGCCAGCCUGGAGAAGAGGUGGAAAUUCUGUGGCUUUGAGGGCUUGAAACUGACCUGAAUCCCUUCACUUAGCAACUUGGGAUCCUGAAAAUAAAUGUGUGUUGGACAAGCUUAGAACGUGAUUUGUAUUUUCAGUGGUUUUCAAGUAGAAACUUGCUUUAUCAAUUCAUUCCUGAGCUAUCUUUUGAGUUAAAAUAAGGAUCCUAGAACAGCACCUUGAGCUACAGGCCCUAAAAAACAAAUUGACUCAAGCCUCAAGUGCUGGAACGUCCUCCCCUUUUUGUCAAUUGGUUGUCUUUUUGUUUAAAAUAGUAUUGAAAAAGUGCUGAGGCUAAAGAGUGAAGUGUUUUCAGUGUCUGUACUACUGUUGUAGAUUUUACUAUUUUUAAAACACUGUUAACUGAAAUGUUUUGAUGAUUUAUAUGUGAUUUGUGUUUCAUAACGUCUCUUCACAUUGAUGUUGCUACUGGUGAAAGGAAUGAGGGGAGCACUAGGUAGGUACUCUAUAUCACUGACAUUGUCUUUCUGAUCUCCAGUAGGCCAGUGAAAGAAUAACAUCAGUGUCUUCUAGAAGGUGCUUGACCAUGUUCACCUUUUAAACGACAAAGCAUGGUUUGUGGCUUUUUGUUAAAUUACUAUGAACCAAACGGUGACAAAUGUUCCAAAGUUAUUUUCUCUAAUAUAGCAGAUAAAAGGUCUAUUUCAGAAUUUUAAAAAAUAAAUCUAGACGUAUUCACGGAAAGCAAGUAUCCAGUAUGACUGGCAUGUGUACAUGCUCUUCAGAAUCACCUUGUAAAUAGUCUGCUUUUAAAGGAGGGCAUGUUUAGUUUUCUAUGAAUUCACACACGCACGCGCGCGCGCACACACACACAGGUUAGCAGAAGAGAUUUAAUAUUCUUUCCCUCUGGCCAACUUACAAAGUCUGUUGGUCCCUUUUCUUCUGCUGUCAGUGUGUAGAAUUGCAAACCAUGUACUGCUGUAAAUACUGUUUACUUCAUGCUGAAUGUUUGCAAAGAGUCCUGUGAGUAUUAAUAGAAAACGCUUAGUAAUUAAUAAAUAAUGGGCCCUGGGUGUGUGAGGCUUCCUGCAAACAGGUCAGCUCCACCUAGAGUGCUGGUUGCCGGGACGCCUCCAGUUGGGUGGUGCCCUUUAGCAGAUUGCAAUGGCAGAGUGUGUGGACCAGGCAGAAAAUUCUGCUUGGUGGAAAAGAAAGGGAACGUACAGGGGUUUGGAGGUCAUAUCCCAAGGCGGAUUUGGUCUUUUUUUUAAUUUAAUUUAAUUUAAUUUUUUGGUGGUGGUGCUUAUAAUAAUGUAAGCGUGCCCUCCCUUGAGUCUCUGUUCAAGAAAAGAGAAUGUACUAAGUAAGCAAAACCAAUGGAGAGUAUUUCAGGAAAAUACUUUGUAAAUAAGACGUCAGUAGUGUUCAAAGUUGUAUUUUUAAAAGAUAAAUAUUCCUUUUUUAUACCUUAGUUUUGUGUUCUGUUUUGAAUAACUUGCUCUCUGUGUAGUC